Molecule: messenger RNA, 1575 nt
Organism: Mucor velutinosus
Lineage: Eukaryota; Fungi; Mucoromycota; Mucoromycetes; Mucorales; Mucoraceae
Product: translational elongation factor EF-1 alpha
Exons: 5
Coding region: 1-1575 (524 amino acids)
Biological process (GO): GABA catabolic process
Cellular component (GO): cytoplasm
Molecular function (GO): succinate-semialdehyde dehydrogenase (NAD+) activity
Source: RefSeq, a predicted model, not a curated record
AUGAUCAGAUCUGCCCUGCAGAACACAUAUAUUAAAGCUUGUUUGAAUCCUACUCGUACAACCACUAUUAGAAAAUUCACCAUGUCCACUGCUCUCAAAUCAUUCGUCACCUCUGUCGACAUCCCAAAGCUCAAGGAUCCCUCUUUGUUCAAGGAAUCUGCCUUCAUCAACAAUGAAUGGACCAACAAGAACGUUAGCGAAACGUUUACAGUGCUCGACCCUGCUACAGAUAAGGAGAUUGGCAAGCUGCCUGACAUGGGCAGCAAGGAGACCAAGGAAGCUAUCCAAGUUGCCUCUGAUGCAUUCAAGUCAUGGUCCAAGACCACUGGUAAGGAACGUCAUGACCUCUUGCUCAAGUGGUAUCGCGCCAUGAUGGAGAACCAAGAUGAUUUGGCUACCAUCUUGACUUGGGAAAACGGCAAGACCUUGCCCGAGGCCAAGGGUGAAGUCGCUUACGCUGCUUCCUUCUUUGAGUGGUUUGGUGAAGAAGCCGUUCGUGCUUAUGGUUCUGUGAUUCCUUCUCAUAUCCCUGGACAACGUUUUGUCACUAUCAAGCAACCUGUUGGUGUGGUCGGUAUCAUUACGCCUUGGAAUUUCCCUGCUGCUAUGAUUACCCGUAAGGUCGGUGCUGCUUUGGCUGCUGGCUGUACUGUGGUUAUCAAGCCUGGUGCUGAGACUCCCUACUCUGCAUUGGCUUUGGCUGAACUCGCCAAGCGCGUUGGUAUUCCUGCUGGUGUUGUUAACAUUGUCCCUACUGAUAAGCAUGUCGCUGAUGUGGGCAAAGAAUUGUGUACCAACCCCAUCGUCAAGAAAAUUUCAUUCACUGGCUCUACUGCUGUCGGUAAACUUUUGAUGUCUCAAUCAUCAGGUACCAUGAAGAAGGUCUCUAUGGAACUUGGUGGUAAUGCUGCUUUCAUUGUCUUUGAUGAUGCUGACGUAUCUGCUGCUGUUGAUGCCAUCAUUGCCUGUAAAUUCAGAGGAACCGGCCAAACUUGUGUUUCCGCUAACCGUAUCUACGUCCAAAAGAAUGUCUACAAGGAGUUCUCUACUCGUCUCGCUGAAAAAGUCAAGCAAUUCCAAGUUGGCCAUGGUUUCGACAGCAAGACAACUCACGGUCCUCUCAUCAACUCCAAGGGCAUUGACAAGGUAAAGUCUCAUGUCGAAGAUGCUGUUAGUAAGGGUGCCGAGGUCUUGGCUGGUGGUGAACACAAGGGCGGUAACUUUUUCGCACCUACUGUUCUUUCCAACAUGACUGCCGAGAUGAAGAUUCACACUGAAGAGACAUUUGGUCCUGUUGCCGCCUUGUUCCCCUUUGACAAUGAGAGCGAUGUUAUUUCUCUUGCCAAUGACACACCUUUCGGUUUAGCUAGUUACUUCUUCAGUCGUGACAUUGGACGUUGCUGGCGUGUUGCUGAGCAAUUAGAGACCGGUAUGGUUGGUGUGAACACAGGUAUCAUCUCUAGUUGCUACACUCCAUUUGGUGGUGUCAAGGAGUCUGGUCUUGGUCGCGAGGGCAGUCAAUUUGGUUUAGAUGACUACAUGCACAUCAAGUACAUUAACAUGGGAGGUAUCUAG